Puntigrus tetrazona (Sumatra barb) is the source of this 548-nucleotide messenger RNA. It is a transcript of the gene atox1, whose product is annotated as antioxidant 1 copper chaperone. Gene Ontology annotation, cellular component: cytosol. The transcript has 4 exons. Gene Ontology annotation, biological process: copper ion transport. The record is from RefSeq and is a predicted model, not a curated record. Lineage: Eukaryota; Metazoa; Chordata; Actinopteri; Cypriniformes; Cyprinidae. The coding region runs from base 113 to 316 and encodes 67 amino acids. Gene Ontology annotation, molecular function: copper chaperone activity; metal ion binding.
UAUUAGUUUAGCGAUGAUCCCUAAACUAAACAGCGCGUCAUCCGACUGUACGGCAACAGUCCAGCAAAAGCGAGUCUUUAGACUUGAGCUUGCAGCGACAAUCUGAUCGAUCAUGACGACUCACGAGUUUUUUGUUGACAUGACAUGUGAGGGAUGCUCCGGAGCGGUCACUCGGGUGCUUAAAAAACUGGAUGUCAAGUUUGACAUUGAUCUGCCCAACAAAAAGGUCUUCAUUGAGUCAGACAAAGACACGGAUGUCCUUCUGGAAACACUGAAAAAGACCGGCAAAGCUGUGACCUACAUCGGCCCAAAAUGAAAUAAUACACAUUUAAAAACUCUAAGGUCAGAAUCAUGUUGCUUUGAAGACUAUGAAGUGGGACUCCCUCAGUGGACCGUGCGUCGCUCAUCAGAUGAAUUAUUACAUACCUUAGGGACCACUGAAGGAAAUCUGUUCAGCAGAGCAUCAUGAAGAGCGGCUACCAGGCUGAUCUAUAUGUUCUAUAUAUAUAUAUAUAUAUAUAUAUAUAUAUAUGAAAUCUAACCGUUUA